This is a messenger RNA of Beauveria bassiana ARSEF 2860, 1719 nucleotides long. Its product is annotated as amino acid permease. Gene Ontology annotation, biological process: amino acid transmembrane transport. The record is from RefSeq and is a predicted model, not a curated record. Gene Ontology annotation, molecular function: amino acid transmembrane transporter activity. The transcript has a single exon. NCBI's taxonomy places the organism in Eukaryota, Fungi, Ascomycota, Sordariomycetes, Hypocreales, Cordycipitaceae. Bases 1 to 1719 code for a protein of 572 amino acids. Gene Ontology annotation, cellular component: membrane.
AUGACUAGAUCCUUUGCCGACGAGAAAAAGCCAUCAGCCAGCGCUGCCACCAGCAGCCUCGGCCCUCUCCUCCCGUCCUCGUCCUCUACAUCAUCGCCUCUUCAACCCGAUACUACCGUGUACGGCAGCUUCCCCCCUCCUCCUCCUCCCCUCUCUCCCUCCUCCUCUACUGGCGCGCAAAACAUGCGUGCUCUCGACGCGGACCUCGUAACGGCGACGGAGCGGCGCGACCUCCAGCGCGGGCUCCGCGAGCGCCACCUGUCCAUGCUCGGCAUCGCGGGGGCCAUUGGCACCGGCUUGUUUCUCGGUCUCGGCGGCGCCGUGCAGACGGGCGGUCCGCUCGGCGCGCUGCUCGGCUACGCGACCGUCGGGCUCGUCGUGUGCGCCGUGCAGUUUGCGCUCGGUGAGGUGUGCGCGCUGCUUCCCGUCACGGGCUCCUUUGUGCGCCACGCCGAGUUUCUGGUCGACCCGGCCUGGGGGUUCGCCGUCGGCUGGAACUUGGUCUACGGCAAUUUGCUCUCGAUUCCGUCCGAGAUUACCGCCAUUUGCGUGCUCUUUGAGUUUUGGACCGACGUCAACCCGUCCGUCUGGAUCGUCACCUUUAUCAUUCUCACCGUUGCCGUCGGCAUGUGCCUUGUCCGCGUCUUUGGCGAGGUCGAGUUCUUUUUCGCGCUGCUCAAGAUCUUGCUUGUCGUCUUCCUCGUCAUCCUCGGGCUCGUCAUCGACCUCGGCGGCGUUCCGGGGACCCCCGCCAUCUAUUUCCGCUACUGGAGCAAGCCCGGCCCCCUCGUCGAGUACAUUGCCUCGGGCAACUGGGGCAAGUUUCUCGGCUACUGGAGCGUCAUGACCUCUGCCGUCUUCUCCUUUGCCGGCGUCGAGUCCAUCGCCAUGGCCGGCGCCGAGACGCGCAACCCGCGCAAGGCCAUCCCCGCCGCCUGCAAGAACGUCUUUAUUCGCAUCGUGCUCUUCUACAUGCUCGCCAUCCUCAUCGUCGGCAUGCUCGUCGCCAGCGACGACCCGCGCCUCGACGGCGGCGACGGCUCCUCCGUCACCCAGAGCCCCUUUGUCAUUGCCGCCCAGGCCGCCCACCUACCCGCCGUCCCCUCCGUCGUCAACGCCGUCCUCAUCUCCUCGGCCUGGUCCUCGUCCAACCAGGCCCUGCUCUCGGGCACCCGCGUCCUCUACGCCCUCGCUCUGAAAAAGCAAGCCCCCGCCGUCUUCCUCCGCACCACCUCCUGGGGCGUCCCCUACGCCUGCGUCGCCCUCUUUUCCGUCUUCAUGCUCCUCAGCUUCAUGAGCCUCUCCAGCGGCGCCCUCACCGCAUUUUACUGGCUCAUUAGCCUCACCGCCGCCGGCGUCCUCGUCUCGUGGAUCUCCAUUCUCAUCAACCACAUCCGCCUGCGGCUGGCGCUGCGCGCGCAGGGCAUCCCCGCCAACCGCCUACCCUGGCACAAUGCCUGGACCCUCUACGCCUCGUGCUGGGCCCUCGGCAUGUGCAUCAUCAUCCUCUUGACGGCCGGCUUCAAGGUCUUUACAAAGGGAAAUUGGAGCCCCGAGUCCUUUGUCUCGUCGUACCUCGACAUACCGCUGGUGGCCGUGGCGUUUGUGACGUGGAAGCUGCUCAAGAAGACUAAAAUGGUCAAGUUGACCGAGAUUCCACUCCAUGCCGCACUGGAGCAGGCGGAGCAAAAGGAUGUUGACGACGAAGAGGAUGCAUAA